CACUCCCGAAAGCCUGUGUGAUGUGCUGUCUAUGGAUUUCCCUUUUGAGGUAGAUGGACUUCUCUUCUACCACAAGCAGACCCACUACAGCCCCGGAAGCACUCCCUUGGUGGGCUGGCUGCGUCCCUACAUGGUAUCAGAUGUCCUUGGUGUAGCUGUGCCAGCUGGGCCGCUGACCACCAAGCCAGACUAUGCUGGGCACCAGCUCCAGCAGAUUAUGGAGCACAAAAAGAGCCAGAAGGAAGGCAUGAAGGAGAAACUCACACACACGGCCUCUGAAAAUGGGCACUAUGAGUUGGAGCACCUGUCUACUCCCAAGUUGAAGAGUUCUCCCCAUAGCCCAGACCACCCUGGAAGCCUCAUGGAGAAUUAAAGAGGGAAGCCUCCUUAACGAGCCACAGGAUGGUACCCGGCCCCAAAAGGAAUCCUGGGCAGGAGGACAGUGACAACAGUCUUACAUGUCCUGUGCUAAAUGUCAUCUGUCUCCCCGGAAGUUACCAUUAUGUCAAGGACCAAAUGAUUCAUGAUGUUAAAUUGAGGCCUUCUACAGAGAGAAAGAAGGAAGGAAAGGCUACCAAGCAGUUUCUCGAAGAGAUUAACAAGUGGACAGUUCAGUACAAUGUUUCCCCGCUGUCUUGGAAUGUGGCUGUCAAGUUCCUCAUGGCAAGGAAGUUUGAUGUGCUCCGUGCCAUAGAAUUGUUCCACUCCUACAGAGAAACGCGAAGGAAGGAAGGCAUUGUGAAGCUGAAACCUCAUGAGGAACCUCUUCGUUCUGAGAUCCUCAGUGGAAAAUUCACCAUCUUAAAUGUUCGGGACCCAACAGGAGCCUCCAUUGCCCUCUUUACUGCCAGGUUGCAUAACCCCCACAAGUCAGUCCAACAUGUGGUACUUCAGGCUCUGUUUUACUUGCUAGACAGAGCUGUGGAUAGCUUUGAAACUCAGAGGAAUGGACUCGUGUUUAUCUAUGACAUGUGUGGUUCCAAUUAUGCCAACUUUGAGCUGGAUCUUGGCAAGAAAGUCCUAAACCUGCUGAAGGGAGCAUUUCCAGCUCGUUUGAAGAAAGUACUGAUUGUGGGGGCACCCAUAUGGUUCCGAGUGCCCUAUUCCAUCAUCAGCCUCCUCCUGAAGGACAAAGUCCGGGAGAGGAUUCAGAUAUUAAAGACAUCUGAGGUCACGCAGCAUCUGCCCAGGGAGUGUCUUCCAGAAAACCUGGGUGGGUACGUCAAAAUUGAUCUCGCCACUUGGAAUUUCCAGUUCCUACCACAGGUGAACGGCCAUCCAGAUCCCUUCGAUGAGAUCAUCCUGUUCUCCCUCCCUCCUGCCUUAGACUGGGACUCAGUACAUGUUCCAGGUCCCCAUGCUAUGACCAUCCAAGAGUUGGUGGACUAUGUUAACGCCAGGCAAAAGCAAGGAAUCUAUGAGGAAUAUGAAGACAUUCGUCGUGAGAACCCUGUUGGCACUUUCCACUGUUCCAUGUCUCCGGGAAACCUAGAGAAAAACCGUUAUGGGGAUGUACCCUGCCUGGACCAAACUAGAGUGAAGCUAACAAAGCGAAGUGGCCAUACUCAGACAGAUUACAUCAAUGCCAGCUUCAUGGAUGGCUACAAGCAGAAGAAUGCUUACAUUGGCACACAAGGUCCUUUGGAGAAUACCUAUCGUGAUUUCUGGCUCAUGGUAUGGGAGCAAAAAGUCUUGGUGAUUGUCAUGACCACCCGCUUUGAAGAAGGCGGCAGGAGAAAGUGUGGCCAGUACUGGCCUUUAGAAAAAGACUCUCGGAUCCGAUUUGGCUUCCUCACAGUGACCAAUCUAGGCGUGGAGAACAUGAAUCAUUAUAAGAAAACAACACUAGAAAUUCACAACACAGAGGAACGGCAGAAACGCCAGGUGACCCACUUCCAGUUCUUGAGCUGGCCAGACUAUGGUGUCCCUUCCUCAGCAGCUUCCCUCAUUGACUUCUUGAGAGUGGUCAGAAACCAGCAGAGCCUGGCUGUGAGCAACAUGGGAGCACGCUCCAAAGGGCAGUGCUCUGAGCCACCCAUUGUGGUCCAUUGCAGUGCAGGCAUUGGCAGGACAGGUACCUUCUGCUCACUGGACAUCUGCCUGGCACAGCUGGAGGAGCUUGGCACCCUUAAUGUGUUCCAGACGGUGUCACGCAUGAGGACCCAGAGGGCCUUCAGCAUCCAGACCCCUGAGCAGUACUAUUUUUGCUACAAGGCCAUCCUGGAGUUCGCAGAGAAGGAGGGCAUGGUAUCCUCUGGCCAAAACCUGCUGGCUGUGGAGGGUCAGUAACUCUCCCACGAACCUCCUACCUGCUGGCCAGCCUUCCUUAAACUACCCUGGACACCGCUGAGCCUAUAGGUUGCCAUCAGUUACGCUGAAGCCAUGGAUCAACUUCUUUCUUCUGUCUCCCGGCACACGUGUGCACACAAGGCAGCCUUUCCCUUUGGCUAGAUAAAUGUGGUGAAAUUGCCACUAGAAAGGGCCAGCAGCAAUGUGUUCUUAAUUCCUAGCACCUGCUAUCAAACUGUGCCUUAUUAAAACCAAAUUGUGGCUAUUGAUUUUUGCCAGGGUCCCCGAGGUAAGUGGGGAAGGAACCUCCCUCCUCCUUUCUCCCACCAUUCUCUUUCUGGAGGUCUCCUGUCUCCCACUCCUUCCCUUUGCUAGGAUUUUAUGGGGAGGUUUGAUGAGCAUUUGCCUUUCUCCCCAGAGAGCUUGACCAAGUUACAUAUUCUAGAGAUCGUCCUGAGUGCCAAGCACGUUUAUAAGUAGGGCGUGUAUUCGAGUCCUGUCAUUCUGUGUGUGUGCGUGUGUGUACUUAUGUGUAUGGGUCCAUAUGUACGUGUGUAUAUAAUAUAUAUUGUAUGUGAUAAUAUGAUCGUAUUCUAUAAAUACAUAUACACACAGAUAUUCCUUUGUAGAAGUUCCUGGGGCUCUGUGUUGCAGUUCAGGACUCCUUCCUUCUUGGACCCUGCUAUUUAUCCUGGACUAGCUUGGGUUGGUGAUCAUGUCUCCUGUUGUCAGGCUACAGAGUGGUGGAAGAGGACACACACACUUCUCCAUGUUCCUGCCACAGGGCCCCUUCCUUAAGUAAUGACUUAUCUCCCUCCUAUUGGAGCCACGAAUGUAUUAGUUUGUGGUGAAACUGGGUUAGCUCAGCAUGGAUUUCCCUUAUCUGAUGAUUUUUCUGCAUUUACUUGGCCAAUUUGGGGAACAGACCUCCACUGUGAUUCCAUACUCUCUCUUUGCUUUCACUAUCCCAUGGAUGGGAGGCGGAGGGUAGAGAUGAACUCACUGAGCAGCCAGAGCCACAUGCAAUCGGUACGAAGUCUUAGAAGGAAGGAGGCGUAGCCCAGGUAUGAGAGAGAAAAAACUACUAAGAAAAUGCCUCCCUGGGAGGAUGGGCUGGGGCCCUUUUUCUUUUGCUGGAUGGUUCCUUUAUGAAGCUUGGCCGUCUACUGAGAUGCCCAUCUCUUCCUGCCUGCUAGCCUGCUAGACCCUCAAACUGGGUGGGUUCUGUGUCAAUAAAAAGCUUUACCCUCUGGCUGAGUGAGGUGGUCCCCUGCAAUCACUGUUUGUCCCCUACCCACCCAGCCUGUCCCUGCCUGCUCCCAGCCCACUCAUCCUUAUGUGCUAGGGAUAAAUCAAGAGUCCUUAGCACUCCACAUUCCCAAGAAAAUCCCAGGAACUCCUAAACCUUCCCCUGUCACAGAAGAUGAGGUUGGCAGCUGAUGAGACCUCAAUAAUUUUAUAUUGUAAUAAGCUCUUUGAAUGUGUAUAUUCUUAUUUUUUACAAUCAUUUCAUUUUUGUAUUUAAUAUCAAUGGACUGAGGCAGAUUCAGAAAAUAAUUGUAAUGUUCAUAUUCAAUAUCUUACAGUGAUACAGUUUUGUAUUUACAUAUAAAUAUACCGACAUGAUCAAAA
Mandrillus leucophaeus (drill) is the source of this 3921-nucleotide messenger RNA. RefSeq names its product protein tyrosine phosphatase, non-receptor type 9 (gene PTPN9). The transcript has 15 exons. Gene Ontology annotation, molecular function: protein tyrosine phosphatase activity. Gene Ontology annotation, biological process: protein dephosphorylation. The record is from RefSeq and is a predicted model, not a curated record. NCBI's taxonomy places the organism in Eukaryota, Metazoa, Chordata, Mammalia, Primates, Cercopithecidae. Bases 403 to 2289 code for a protein of 628 amino acids.